This is a messenger RNA of Kickxella alabastrina, 1179 nucleotides long. RefSeq lists its product as uncharacterized. The coding region runs from base 40 to 1077 and encodes 345 amino acids. The record is from RefSeq and is a predicted model, not a curated record. The transcript has a single exon. NCBI's taxonomy places the organism in Eukaryota, Fungi, Kickxellomycota, Kickxellomycetes, Kickxellales, Kickxellaceae.
CAAUUCAUUCAUACUUUUUUCUUUGUUAGUUGCAUUUACAUGAAGGGCGCGCCGUUUGUCAUUCUCGACGACUACUUUGUCAAAGCGGACCUCCUUGCGUCACUCCAGCACCAGCUCAACACCUGCGACAUCCGCAUCCGGCUGUCACCGAACGGCGGCCACAUAGAAAUCCCACAAGGGAACCCAUUUCUCCAACGACUCUUUUCAAAAAGCAACCACUUAACACACACAGCCACACCGUGGAUGCGCACGCCAGACGUCCGGAUAACCUAUAGUCGAUGGCUCUAUUACACGCACGCGGCAAUUAUAGUAUCCCUGAUGUCCAAGUAUAUUGCUGGGUUGGGUGCUGGGCCCUUGGUUUAUACUUUAGGCACGUUGGGGAAUUUGUGUAUGGCGUUGGUGGUUAGUUUUCAUGUGGGGUUUUAUUUAUCGUUGAAUUGGCGGCCGAGGUGGUUUGAGAAAACAGUGGUUUUUCAUUCACCAUUUGCGUGGGCAGCGAUUUGGCUGCUUAUUAUGCAGGGCGAGGAUAAUGCGACGAUGGCGGUGGGGAGACAACAACAAUACCGCAGUGGAGCUGUAGGCGGGAGAGAUUUAUGGGUGGUUGGGGCGUUGGAUCGGCGGAUAGGACCGUUGGGAAUGUUACUUAUGCAUGUGUUUGUCUGGUAUACGCGGCGGACAGUUAUUGGGGUAACCGUGUUUGAGCGCAAAACCAGGGCGUCUUUGGCAGCGCAUUGGACACAUCGUGUGUGCUCAGUGCUGGCGCCGUUGCCGAUCCUGCUGGCGUGGAAAUGGUACCCUUUGGUGUCCGCGUGCUGUGACUUGUAUGGGUAUUCGGGAGCGAGGCAGAUUUUUUCUUUAUUUAGUGGAAAUGGGUUGGUCGGGGAGUGGGCGGCGGAGCGGAGCAUGAUUGCUUGGCGGAAGGUUUUGGGCGCUAUGAUUUUGGGCGGAGGGUCCCAUGUCCUGUGGUAUAGCUUUAUUAGUUAUGCGUAUCAUAUGGUUGUCUGGAGAGUGUAUUUGAGAGAGGGACUGGCAGUGUGGGUGGUCCGUGGAAGAGCCAUGUGCACUAAACUGGUGUAAAUGGAUUUUUGGAAUUUCCAGACAUUUAUAGCGAAAGUCCAGAUUUUUAAGUGGGGGUUUUCGAAGCCCGUUUUUAUGCAAAAGGACAUCGUCAGAGUUGGC